AUAAAUUGCAAAAACAAAGCGCACGACAACUCCCGACUCACUGUCCGGUCGGGUCUGUCCGCCCAUCAGGGCAUUGGCGACGACUCCGACGAUUACAAUGAAUUAAGUCGUUCGCCAACUAAAGCCAACAGAGCCAGGCCUACCACCACAAGGGCCAGCCCUCCCGUCCCCCUGUUGUAAAGCCUUCAAAUGGACCGCCCGUUCCGAAACCCGUUCCGCCACCAGUACCCCAAUCAACACGACUACUACUAUCUGGAGCAGCAAUUCAACGGAAAUCAGUUCUGCUUCCGUUACAAUCGGCACCAGUACCACAACAUACUGUUCCCGUUCAGCCACACUCAACCACUGUACCGGCCCCACCACCACCACCAACAACAACCAGUCCAGCAUCAAAUGAGACACCAAUAG
Molecule: messenger RNA, 408 nt
Organism: Oppiella nova
Lineage: Eukaryota; Metazoa; Arthropoda; Arachnida; Sarcoptiformes; Oppiidae
Source: the annotation of a GenBank genome assembly